AGCGGCUCUGGCAGGCACAACAACAACAACACCACCAGCCCAGCAACAACAAGGCCCGCCGUCAACCGCCGCAUAUGGAAGACCCACAAAGAGAUAUCCGCCAGGUGAUCCACCUGCUGUGCCAGACGCCGCCGUCGGUCCAGCGCGACACCAUCGAGCGCUUCUUCACGCCCGACGCGACGUUCACGCACCCCUUCUGCCGCACCGGCAAGCUGCCGCACUCGCGGCUGCUCAUCCGCGCCGUGUACCGCUGGUACAAGAUCAUGAGCCCGCGCAUCGACAUGCGCAUUAAUUCAGUAGCAUACGAUCCCACGACGCUGCUCCUCUACGUGCACAUCUCGCAAGUGUUCCGCAUCUGGGCGAUACCAUUCUACGCGGCGCCCGUCAGCCUGGUCACGGUGCUGCACCUCGCGUACUCGGCGCCUGACAGUCACAGCAGUGCCGUGGCAGCAGCGGAGGGGGCAGCGCUGGCUGCGCGCGAGCCCGGCGGUCGCUACUACAUCGCCGCCCAGAACGACCUGUACCAGGUCAGCGAGUUUGUGCGCUUUGUCUGGCCCGGCGGCUUCCUUGUCGUGUGGCUGUGGCAGCUCGUCGCGACGUUUUUCUGCGUCUUGGGUGCGCUGCUGCUGUGGCCGGUUACGCUGGUGGAGGAGUUUGUGGGGGUGUGGGGGGGGAGGAGGGGAGGGGACGUCCCGGAGAGUGGGGCGGGGAAGGUCGAGCGGAAGUACUUGUAA
Aplosporella prunicola CBS 121167 is the source of this 734-nucleotide messenger RNA. RefSeq lists its product as uncharacterized. The record is from RefSeq and is a predicted model, not a curated record. Bases 75 to 734 code for a protein of 219 amino acids. Lineage: Eukaryota; Fungi; Ascomycota; Dothideomycetes; Botryosphaeriales; Aplosporellaceae. The transcript has 3 exons.